Molecule: messenger RNA, 4199 nt
Organism: Sciurus carolinensis (gray squirrel)
Lineage: Eukaryota; Metazoa; Chordata; Mammalia; Rodentia; Sciuridae
Gene: Dnajc24
Product: DnaJ heat shock protein family (Hsp40) member C24
Exons: 5
Coding region: 130-516 (128 amino acids)
Biological process (GO): positive regulation of ATP-dependent activity
Molecular function (GO): ferrous iron binding; ATPase activator activity
Source: RefSeq, a predicted model, not a curated record
CGUUAGAGCAGUGACUUCCGGCGGAAGGAAAACUGGUUCCUAGUCCCAGCCGUCCGCAGGCAGUGAGUGGGCGCCGGUGUCUGGGUGAAGUUGGAGGAUCUGAGAAGACCCACUCGUGUUUAAUGAGUGAUGGCAUUUGAGCAGAUACCAAAAAAGGAUUGGUACAGCAUUCUGGGGGCAGACCCGUCUGCAGAUAUGUCAGACCUAAAACAAAAGUAUCAAAAACUCAUACUGAUGUAUCAUCCAGAUAAACAAAGUACAGAUGUGCCAGCAGGAACAGUGGAGGAAUGUAUACAGAAGUUCAUUGAAAUUGAUCAGGCAUGGAAAAUUCUAGGGAAUGAAGAGACAAAAAAAGAGUAUGACCUGCAGCGGCAUGAAGAUGAACUAAGAAAUUUGGGCCCAGUAGAUGCUCAAGUACAUCUUGAAGAAAUGUCUUGGAACAAAGAUAUUUCUACAUGUGUUUUAUUCAUCAGAACACACUCUAAUGUUUCAAAUCCUACAAAUUAUUUAGGAUGAAAUACAGCUUUGUGAAUACAAAAUUGCAAAUUAAGCAGGUGGAUGACAGACGACAUUUUUUGUGAUGAUGCGGGAUACAAAGAGAGUAUAUGAUGAUUUUUAAAAACUAAGAUUGAAGUCUUUAGGCUGAGAGCAUCAAAACAUUGUUUGGAUUGCAGGAUCAUGAAAACACACUGUGGACAUCAAGGAAAGAGUAGCAAAGCAUCCAGAUGUCAUUUUGGGAAAGUAAUGUUUUUUUGCCACUUGAUGAAAUAAUGUAAUUAAAAUAAAAUCUAUCUUAGGCUUUUAAGAUUUCUAACUUGUCUAAAAUUGAAUGUAUCUUCUCUUCAUUUCCUAAAUUUCCCCUGUCCUAUUGAACCACCUACCUCUGUUGCUAAAGCUAAUAACUUGGGUAUCAUUUUUAAGUCCUUCCAGUAUCCCUUUCUUCCAGCAACAAAUCUCAUCUAGAAAGCUCCUUAAUCUUUCUGUAAUCUUUGUACUUCCUUCUAUUCACAAUGUUAUUAUCUCAGUUAUUACUCAUUCACCACCUAUUAAUGAGGCUCCCUGCCUCCAGUUUUUCCUACUCCAAACCAUUCUCUAUUGCUCUACAUUAAUAUCACAGUGAUCUCUUAAAAAACUAUGUCUGAUCAUAUUAUCCCCCUGCUUGAACCAUACAAGCAACUGUGUUCACCUUUUCUUUAUCUUUUUUGCUAUCCCCUCCAUCCAGAAUGUGUUCCACACAUAGGAACUUACAUUUGGCAGUUCCCCAAAGUAGAUUGGUACAUUCUCACUUCUAGAUUUUCAGAAUAUGCUGCUUGCUUUAGCUAACUCUACUUAUUCUUUAAGCUUUAACUCAAAUUUCUCUCCAGUUUGGAAUAAUCUUAUCUACUCUACUCUGGAAAAAUAUCCUGGUGUUAUCUUAGCUCUCUAUGCAUAAUACUGUUAUACCACAUUGUAAUUCCUUGCUCUUCCAAUUUGCUUGCAAACUUCUAAAGUUGUAUUGUCCAAUAUAGUAGCCAAUAGUCAAUUUUAAAAUUAUAUAAAAAUUUGAGAACUUAGUUCCUCAGCCGCAGAAUGGGCCAAUAGCCAUAUGUACCUAGUGGCUACCAUACUGUACAGUGCAGAUACAGAAUAUUUUCAUUAUUUCAGAAAGUUAUGUUGGACAUUACUAAGGGCAAGAACCUCACAUGCUGACCCUCAAGUAAGUGCUUAAGAAAUGUUUUGGAAUUAAUAAAUGCAUAUAUAAAUUUAAAAAGAAAGUUGAGAGGUUAAUGUCUGUCAAAUGUGGCCUAGUCCUACAGUCUGCUGAAGGCCAUUUAAGUCUUUUUUCCCAUCCCACCCUAUUUUCCUCCUUUCAUAAGUCCUAUAGUCUGGCUGUUCCUGAGGUGGACUUAUAAAGGAAGAUGCCUCAAUAUUGGGAUUGGUUAGGGGCCAGAAGUCCUUACCAGUCUAUGUCCCUAGACCUACUUUGAUUUUCUUUAAAUAGGGAAGUAUGGUCAAAUUUCAAGUGUCUUCAGACAACACAGAUUUCUUGAAUACUCCUGAUUUUAGAAGUUCAUACACAUGUACAGAAGUAGAUGAGAAUCUUAAAUUAUAUAUUCGAACUUUAAAUUAUUCACAUCUACAGUUGCAUUUCCUUAAAUACUGCUUAGUCUCCUUUCUCUGUUGGCCCUGCAUGUGUGUCUGGUGGGGAUGCAAGCAGUAGUUGUGCCAUAUGAAGUGAUUUGUACCUUCUCUUAAAGUACUUAUGAAAAUCCUUACCCAGAAGGAAAACACUCUCUCAGUUGGCAGUAAAUGACUUCUAAUGCCAGUAAUUUCUUGCUAAUUUAUACCUGCAACUGUUUUAUAAGAUGCAUACAUGCUUUAAAAAAAAAAAAAAAAGGUUAGUUCUCUUUUCUAUUCUUAAGGGAGAGAAGAGUUUGGUAAAGUAAGAAUACUUUUAUGGGCUAACACUGAAUACGUCAUAGAAACUACAGUUAACUUUAUCAAAUUUUAAUUACCAAACAUUUAAAUUAGUUGCUUAUUCCAAGACAUUUGAACAUAUUCCACCUAGUCCAAGCAGCUUUUCCAGCAGACUUAGUAAGAUGAUUAUAUCAGAUGAGGAAGCCACAUGACACCUGGAAUAUAUUCUCUUUACUACCAACAGAGUUUGGAGUCUGAUUCAGAUACCUCUGUUAAACAGGAGUGUUACAAUUUUAGUCUUUCUUUAUUUCUCUCAAUUAGUUGAGACAACCUUAAAAUAAAGCGGUCUCAUAUAAGUUAAAAUAAAAAUAAAUAUAUACAUUUUGCUGAAUUACAUUCUGCCUCCUUAGAUUUGCAUAUGUUGCUCUGACUUUCCAACUUCAGUUAAUAUAUUGGUAGGUGAAAAACUUUAAUUUCAGAUAAUUUGCUACUACUUUAGUAGAAAUGUUGAUCUUCAUAUAUACACAUACAUAUUUUCAAACACAAAAGUAAAAUAUUACAAAACAAAAUUCUAUAAUAUACAUCUUAUUAAAGUAAUCUCAAAUCGUUCUGAAAAUGUUCUGAGAACACAUCAGAAAAUGCUUAAAUUGAGGGACCUCAAAGAACAUUCUUUAGUGUUAAUAUCUCAAUGGAAACACCUCAGAUUAGUAAACAAUAAGUCAAAUUUAUCUUCAGAAGUGUGUUAUCUAUAGGAUGAAAAAGUCAUGUCAUCUCCGCAGUGAACUUCACUUUAGCAAAAGAGUAAACAUAUUUCCUCUACAUCAGCUGCAAUCAAGGCAUUAGCAGUAUGCUGCAAUUGAUCGUCCUAGAAGCUGUUGCUGAGAAAUGGAUAUGCAGCACAGGUUUUUAUCACUCCAGUUUGCAAAAAGCUAGUUCCUUGUUUAGAUAUCCUAGUUGUAAUAAGUGACAUUAUUAGGCAGUUCUUCUAUUUAAAUGACAUAGGAUUUAGUGUAUCAGCAGCUUAUAAUAAGCCCUUUCAAUCUGAUGAUUCCUCUCCCUAACACAUAAGUACUUUUUCUGUUUAUAAUACAAGUGGUAAUGGAAGACCAGAUGGUUGUGACUUUCAGUUAAGGUAAAUGACACUUAAACAAACAGAAAAAUAGCAUUAGGAUAUUCAGGGAUUUGAACUGUAUCCUAAAUACACAGUACACCUUAAAGGACUAUUAGCGUUAGCUAUAUAAAGUGACUAUCUUCUAAUGCUGUCUAAUUAGUGAGAUUGUUUUUCAGGUUGUCAUCAGUUUUAUUUAAAUAUUUCCUAAUGUAUUGUAAAACAGCUUUAUUAUUGCCAUAUGAUUGCAUUUCCAAGUUCUCCUUUUAACAUACCUUCAGCGCAUCUUGAGAACAUUUAUCCAGUUCUUUCUGAAAUGUAAAAAUUGUCUAUUUCUUUUAUUUCUGUCAAUAACAAUAACAUUGUUAUUAAUGUAACCUAUAAUAUAUUUCCUAUUCACCUACCAUCACUCUACCCUCAUAGUAGACUAUCAUUUGAUGAACACUCAUUUUUGUGUAUAACACUGGAAUCUGUGGUAUUAGAGACAACCAAAAAGCUUCAAAUAACCCAAUACUUUUGAAAGCUUUAGAAUAAAUGUGAAAUCAUAAUUCAUCUGACAUGUUCCUUUAACAAUAGCAAAAGAUCUCUAUGUUGUAAUCACAGGAAUAUAGCAAAACGUCCAUAAUUACAAUUUAUUAAUGUAUCCACUUUCAAUAAAAGUUAGUUAUAUGUUUGAGAAACUAAAAUUCAGUAA